Molecule: messenger RNA, 2462 nt
Organism: Pangasianodon hypophthalmus (striped catfish)
Lineage: Eukaryota; Metazoa; Chordata; Actinopteri; Siluriformes; Pangasiidae
Product: SH2 domain-containing protein 1A
Exons: 4
Coding region: 1204-1566 (120 amino acids)
Source: RefSeq, a predicted model, not a curated record
UCUUUAUUUCCUGUGGAAGAUGUGUGCAGUUUGCCCCUCCGUUUUCAGAACAACACAGCAUCAAAAAAAAGUGUGAGGUUUCUGUUUUGAUUAUCUUGAACAUGUGGGUUGAGUGUGUGUGUGUUUGUGUGGGUGUGUGUGUGUGCGCAUGCUAGAAGGUCUCUUGUAGCAUCUCAGGAAACAGAAACCUUUCAAUGGUGAUUAUUAUUAUUAUUAUUAUUAUUAUUAUUAUUAUAACAAGUUGUGUUUUUGCUCUGCAAAGUAUCACAGAACAGAUCAUUAUACCUCAUACCUUGUUCACAUGGGAUUCCUGUCUUCUUAGUGGGCAAGGUCAGUCAAGUUUCAUGCAAAUUCAGCAUUAAAAUGUACACAGCCGAGUUCUCACCCAAGGACAUCAGCAUUAUUUAUUGUUCCUACAAUAGUAUUAUCUAGAUAUUUCUGAGCUUUGAACAUGCUUUAUACAUCUAACACUACAAAUUUUCAUGCCACCCUACUGGAUUAGCCUCUCUGCAGCAGUCUGCUCCAUGAGUUGAGUCUAUUUCCCUUUACACUUCGAAUUCCAUUCACAUUUAUGCUUUUGGCAAAUGCCUUUUUCCAAAGCCAUUUACAAGUGAGGCAGUGUAUAAUCCAGGUAUAGAGCUGCAGAGCCUACUGAGAGCCACAAGCCGCACACACCGAGACCACCUCAAAACGCAGAGGUUAAGGCAAGCUGGAGCAAACAGCUUUUCUAAUCCAAUCAGAGGGACGUACUGUAAUGACAUUAGCAAAGUCAAAUUCUGCACUGAUCUACACUUCAUAUGAAUAUUCAGUAACAUGAAUAUUAUUUCGCAAAAUCGCAUUUUCUUGCUUUUGCGCAUUUCCAGCAUUUUUGUGGCCGUUACGCACACAAGGCCUUGCGCUUGCUUUUCCCAAAUGUCUUGAGACCUAGUAUAGUUAAUGCAGCCUGCUUCAUAAUUGAAACCGAUUUCUUUUAUUUAUAGACUUGUUUUAUUUUAUUUUUUAAUAGGUUUGAUAGACUUACAGGGUAUGGAUAUUUAGUUUAAGGUAUCAGUGUUUGCGGUGUGAUUCUAAACUCAUCAGUGCGCACAGCAAAAGGUGCAGGUUUCUCGGUCACGCCUCUUCUUAUAUUCACACGCAAGGGGGAAAAAAGCUAAAACGCUCAGAUAUUAGCUCAAGGGCAACGUGUACACGUUAGGGAAAAAAAUGCUCCAAAGCGUGUACUAUGGCCAGAUUGGCCAACAGGAUGUAGAAAGGUUAUUGGGGAAAUAUGGGAAGGAUGGAAGCUUUCUCCUGAGAGACAGCCAAAGUGAGCGCGGAGCUUUAUGCCUCUGUGUCAGGAAAACUCCAUUUGUCCACACAUACAGGAUUGUCCAUUCACCUCAAGGCUGGGCAGUGGAGACUGAAAACAAGGAGAAGAUACAGUGGUUCCAGUCACUGGAUAAACUCAUCGAAUCCUACAAAGAAACCCCCCAUAACAUGGUUCCCCUACUGUAUCCUCUUGAAAAAUCACAUCUAAAUGAAGAGGAGAGACAGAUUAGAGCAGAAUCGGCCUACAUGGAAAUGUGAAAAUCUCAGGUGAUCCACUGAGAGGGAGUGUGCCUGUGUAAAUAAUUUUCCCUUUUCUAAACUACCUUUAACACCUAAUACAAGCCUGUGCUAUCUAUGUGUUACCAAUAAAAUGAGUUUUGCCUCUAUCUGCCUUUGUUUAGCUGGUGUAUUUAUAUCUUCAAGUGACCCUACUGGCCUUUUGUUAUUCAAGGCCGUGAAAACAUUCCACAAGAUGGCAGUGGAGCUGCUAAAGUUUGUGUGAUUGACAGCAUGCUUUCACUUCUGACUUCCCCUAAAGUUCAGAAGAAACUUUGUAAAUUCAAGGCACCCUCCCAAUACAUGAAACCAAGUCUGUGUGAUGGAUUCUGUGCUCAAGAAAUUUCCAGUCAAAACUGUUUAGCCUGUGUGCUGGAUUCAGGAAAUUCCUGUGAAUAACUGUGAAAAUAGUGUGUAAACUGCAGAUAAGGUCAAACAAAGACAUGUUUCUUCCAUUUAUUAAUCGCAAUGUUUUACUACCUGGCCUAUAUCUAGUGGCCCUUCAUUCUUCUCUACGCUUUGCUAGGAUGUGUUGUUCAGUUUUUAUACAAAGUGAGUUGUUUUAAAUGCAUGAAAAAGUGAUGAUCUGCACAAAGUAUCUUUACUAAAGAUAAGGUUUUGAUAAAAUACAGGUCAUUUUUUUUUAAUGAUAAACCUGACUGGAAGGAAAAUACCAAAUAUUUUGACAAUAUGUUUGACAAGAAUGUUCAAUAAUUAAUGUGCCAAAAAUGUGCAAAUUGCACUUGUCAGGAGAAAUGACAACAAUUACUACUUAUUAUCUGUAUUGUUUAAACAGUGCAUUGUUAAUUAACUAAGUUCUAAUAAAUGUAUUUCUUACAUUGCCUAAAGCAUGCAAAUAAACUCAUAUUUUUUUUAAA